Molecule: messenger RNA, 792 nt
Organism: Solanum pennellii
Lineage: Eukaryota; Viridiplantae; Streptophyta; Magnoliopsida; Solanales; Solanaceae
Exons: 4
Coding region: 1-792 (263 amino acids)
Source: RefSeq, a predicted model, not a curated record
AUGUCUAACGUGGAGAUAAGGUCGACCAUUCAUAGCUUGACCCAAGUGUUUUCUACUCAAGUGGAUAAGGAUGCAAGGGUGCAAAUGAACCCCAAUGCUAAAACUACCGCUUCAAGGAUUAAGGACUUCACAAGGAUGAAUCCCCGUACUUUCUUUGGUUCUAAGGUGGAGGAGGACCCACAAGGGUUCAUUGAUGAAGUGUUCAAAGUUCUUGAUGCUAUGGGGGUGUCUUCUCAAGAAAUGGCGGAACUAGCCGCCUACCAACUCAAAGAUGUGGCUCAAUUGUGGUCGGCUAUGUUGAUUCCUAGCAUGGACAUUCUUGUCUCAUGGUUCAUGCAGAACAAAUUGCGGAGCAAAACCUUAAGCAAGUUGCCCCAAGAGGGUAAAUGUGGUAGAUCUUAUGUUGAGAAGCCUCUUUGUGCAAAAUGUGAUAAGAGACAUGAUGGUAAGUGCCUAGUUGGGACGGUUAAUUGCUAUGGUUGUGGCAAGAGUGGUCAUAUGAAGAUAGAUUAUCCUAUGAUGAAAGCUCAAGGAAGGGAAAAUUCUCAAUCUCAAACAAGUGCCCCAAAUCCAUAUGCUUCUAAGAAGAAUCGCUUUUAUGUUCUCCAAUCCCGAAGUGAUAAAGAGAGCUCACCUGACGUGGUUACCGGCAAACAACCUCAAACUCUGCACUCCUUACCGGCUGCUUUUGAAGGGAAGAGUUCGGGAUCCUACCAUCUUGACAAGAGAUGGGAGGAACAGCUUGACGCUGCCAAAUCCUACUUGGACAAGGCACCAAAGAAGAUGAAGUAG